GGGAAGCAGGGAACGCAAAGGGAAGAAACAAGAACAAGAAUAAAUAGGCAGGCAGCAAUGAAUACUGAAUAUGAAUGAAGAAAGAGAGAUGGAUUCUUGGUAAACUGGGGAGAGAAGAAAGAACAGAAGAAACAGAGCAAACAUUGUCCUCUGUGGACCAUUGAUUUCCCAUCUUACAUUUCAAACCAAAACAACAAAAGGAACAGUUUUGGCCCACUGAAUCACUGACCACCAUAAUCCUUCCUUUCAUUGAUUGAUCUUUAUACCUUAGUACUUAGUAGAAUAAAGAUUCCCACCUCUCUAUGCUUCUUUCUUCUUCAUCUUUACCAUGAGUCUUCUUGUUCUUCAGAUCUGCCUCCUUUCUUCUGUGUCACUCCUGUUGCUGCCUGAGGCUACUGGAUUGUCAUCAUCAUCCGAAUUCCGAAGGUCGAAAGCCGAGUACUACCGCAGCCCAGAUUGCUUGGGCACAUCAACUGGAGCUUGUGGUUAUGGCAUCCAUGGAAGCACCAUCAACAAUGCUCUGGUGGCUGGAGUUUCUGGGCUAUGGAAUAACGGGAUCGGCUGUGGAGCUUGCUACCAGGUGAGAUGCAAGGUUGAUAACCUAUGCAAAGAGGAAGGGAUAACGGUGGUGGUGACCGACAAUGCCUCAGGAGGCGAUGUCGAUUUCAUUCUCAGCGCACAUGCCUACGGAAGCAUGGCUCAUCCCAACAAUACUGCCGAGCUAUUCUGGAAAGGGGUGGUGGACAUCGAGUAUCGACGUACAAAGUGCCAGUUCCCAGGCUACAACCUCAUAUUCAAGGUUGUGGAGCAGAGCCACUACCCUCACUACUUGGCCAUAGCCCCUAUGUUCCACGGUGGGGAAAAAGAUAUCUUUGGUCUGGAAAUUAGUCCGGAGGGUAAUGAGGAAUGGAAGAGUAUGAACAAGGCGUGGGGUGGAGUUUGGGACUUGCCUAAUCCGCCAUCAGGUGCUCUUAAAGUAAAGGUCAAAGUUGGGACUAGCAAUGGGGAGCAGAAAUGGGUAGAAGCAAAUAAGGCCUUACCGAGUUCGUGGAAGCCUGGUGCUGGCUAUGAUUCCCACGUCAAGCUUGCUUGAAAGAUCCUCCAUGAUUAUUAUGAGUGAAAAAUGCCUCUAUUUGCUAGAUAUCCUGAGUGAUCCAUGAAAAGAAAACUCAGUUGUGAUUGAAAAUGUU
Linum tenue is the source of this 1190-nucleotide messenger RNA. NCBI's taxonomy places the organism in Eukaryota, Viridiplantae, Streptophyta, Magnoliopsida, Malpighiales, Linaceae. The record is from the annotation of a GenBank genome assembly.